GCCAUAUUGGGUAGGGAUUUAGUUGAGGGAUUCUCGUAAACAAAUCCUUUAACGGAUACAUUGGGUCUCAAAUGGAUACAAUGGCAAGCCCAGGUAAGGACAACUACAGAAUGAAGAGCUAUAAGAACAAAGCACUGAAUCCUCAAGAGAUGCGUCGCAGGAGAGAGGAAGAAGGAAUUCAGUUACGCAAACAGAAGAGAGAGGAGCAGCUUUUUAAGAGAAGAAAUGUAUGCCUACCCUCGAAUGAUGAGUCUAUGCUGGAAUGCCCCAUCCAGGAUCCAGAUGUCAGUUCUACUGUACCUGUUGCAGUUGAAGGGGUUAUAACACCAGAUAUGAUUCAGAUGAUUUUCUCAGAUGACCCAGACCAGCAGCUUAUUGCUACACAGAAAUUCAGGAAAUUACUCUCCAAAGAACCAAAUCCCCCUAUAGAUGAGGUUAUCUCCACACCUGGGGUUGUGAAUCGCUUUGUGGAGUUCCUUAAGCGGAGUGAAAACUGCACACUUCAGUUUGAGGCCGCCUGGGCGCUAACCAACAUUGCCUCAGGUACAUUCCUGCAUACCAAGGUGGUCAUUGAAACAGGAGCUGUGCCCAUCUUCAUCGAGUUGCUUAACUCCGAUUAUGAGGAUGUCCAGGAACAGGCCGUGUGGGCGUUGGGGAACAUAGCAGGGGAUAACGCUGAGUGCAGAGACUAUGUGCUCAACUGUGGCAUUCUGCCCUCACUACAACAGCUGCUCGCCAAAUCCAAUCGUCUCACAACAACCCGGAAUGCAGUUUGGGCCCUUUCGAAUCUGUGUCGGGGAAAGAACCCACCACCAGAUUUUGCCAAAGUGUCUCCCUGUCUGAGUGUGCUGUCAAGACUUCUCUUCAGCAGUGAUGCAGAUGUCUUGGCUGAUGCCUGCUGGGCGUUAUCUUACCUAUCUGAUGGUCCAAAUGAUAAGAUCCAGACAGUCAUUGACUCGGGGGUGUGCCGCAGGCUGGUGGAGCUACUUAUGCACAGUGAUUAUAAAGUGGUCUCGCCUGCACUACGUGCCGUGGGCAACAUUGUGACGGGGGACGACAUUCAAACACAGGUGAUUUUGAAUUGUUCAGCACUGCCCUGCUUACUACACCUUCUCAGCAGCCCCAAGGAAUCCAUCAAAAAGGAGGCAUGCUGGACAGUAUCCAACAUUACAGCAGGAAACAGAGCGCAGAUUCAGAAUGUGAUCGAUGCCAACAUUUUCCCAGUACUUAUUGAGAUCCUCCAGAAGGCUGAGUUUCGUACCAGGAAGGAGGCUGCUUGGGCUAUUACAAAUGCCACCUCUGGAGGCACACCUGUACAGAUUAAGUACUUGGUGUCUCUAAACACCAUCAAGCCCAUGUGCGACCUGCUGACAGUGAUGGACUCUAAGAUUGUGCAGGUGGCUCUCAAUGGAUUGGAGAACAUCCUCAGACUGGGAGAGCAGGAGGCCAAGCAGAAUGGAACAGGAAUCAACCCUUACUGUGCACUCAUUGAGGAGGCUUAUGGUUUGGAUAAGAUUGAGUUCCUUCAAAGUCAUGAGAACCAGGAGAUCUAUCAGAAGGCCUUUGAUCUGAUUGAACAUUACUUUGGCGUGGAGGAGGAGGACGCAAACCUGGCACCGCAGGUGGACCAGAGCCAAGGCCAGUUCAUCUUCCAGCAGCAAGGAGGACCCAUGGAGGGCUUUCAGCUCUAACCCUGCCUCAAGCCCUCCCUCCUCUUUCCCCUGUGCCCCCCACUUCAUCAUCUCUGAGUGUCUAACCCCCAGAGAGAGCACCUUCUAAUGGGGCUGAUUAAAAUGGAUGGCCUGCACCCUCUCCUCACAGCUACUGCUGAGCUUGAGACAGACGGAGGGACAGAGAGAGACGGAUAGAUGCCCUCUGUGUUUGAGCCUUGUCUAUUAUGAGAGCUUAUCGUAAGUGAAUAUCUGAGUGUCUCUGCUGUGGCAAACCCACUCUAAUGGACAGCUGAAAGAAAGAGUCCAUGAUUAUUCUCAUUUCUCCUUUGUUGUUUUCUUUUAUAUUCCAUAAUGUUAUUAUAAAUAAUAUUAUUUGGAUCACGAUUUGAAUAUGAGGUCUCAAACUUACUUUCUAUAUCCCUUUUUCAAAUGUGAAUCUACCUCUAUAGUCCUCGGAAAGAAAAACUAUAUGAACAUAUAAAGCUUCAGGCUCUCAUGUUAUUAGUUUUUUAAUUGGUAAAGACCAAUCGUAAAUAAUAAACUCUGUAUCCCCCCCUGGGAGUAGUGACCGUCUGCUUUUCAGGUUGUACCAAUAACCUAUUCCUUCAUACCUUUCAUAAGCAGAGGUGAGAGUCCUGUGUGAUGUUAGUGGAUGUAUAUAGAGUACUUUUUCAUGGUGUUCCGUUGUCAUAUAUUUUGAGUUUGAAGUCGCUGCACAUUCUGUUUUUGUUUUUUUCUUGUUAAUGAAAAUGACUUUAUAAAGACCCAGUGAAGAACUCCUAUAUUUAUAUAUUAUAUAUUCUGCUUACCAUUGGAGAGUGGAGGAGUUAAACACUCUGAUGAUCACCACUUCUCCAGCCCUUUGUUCUGACUUCUGAAGGUUUCAGCUGCUUUCUGGUGUGUAUUCUUUAACUGGCUACAAACUAGGCUUAGAUUUGGAUGAGCUAUCUGUAGCAGUGUUGCAGCAUUAGGCUGUUGUGUUCUUUAAUUUUUGAUGGUCAUUAUUUUCAAAGCGGUGUCGGGUGCAAGGCAGUGUCUACGACACUUGCUGCAGUGUAUUUAACAGCCUGUCUGGGUAAGCAGAAGUUGAAGUUUGUUCAUCUCACCCUAAAAACAAGCAACAUAUGUCAUGAAUUAUCUUUACUGCCUGCACUUGUAUGUAAGCUUUGGUGACAUUUCGCAUUAGGCUUGAUGGACUAUGAAGUUGUUGGCUUGACUGAAACUUGGGGUUUGUAUAUUUUAUAUACAGGUAAGAAACUGUAAAGAAAGUAUUUAAGGGUUAUAAAGCUUAGUUAAGGAAGGUGUGAUAUGCAGUUCAUUGUUUUCUGACUGAAAGGCAGUUUUAAGCAUCUACUGUUUCUCAUCUCCUUUCCUUACUGUACUGUUGCUCUAGUUUUUUUUUUCCCCUCGCCUAUUCAGAGUUAGUCUCUUCAAUCAAAUUAUGGUAUGAUUUUUAUAUGAUGAACUUGUGAUUGGUGCUUGAAGUCUAAGCUGGAGGUCCUCUUAUACAAGCGUGAAGUGCUCAUUUCUCCCCAGAACCGUUGUAAAGCUUUGCAUUUGGCACGUUACAUUAUUGACAAUGUAGAUGCUGGGUGCACUGGAGCACAGCAACAGUGAUUGGCCCAGGAAAAGUAAGAAUUAUAGCUAAAUGAAACAAAUAUGUGGGAUAAGAAAUAUUUGUAAUGCAUAAAAAUGUCAAGCACAUUCAAAUAUGUAUAGUUUUCUAAUGUUUCUCAUGUUUGUAUGAUUGUAUAUUUUCGGGGGGUUGGUAGGGUUUUUUGUUUUUGUUUUGUUUUUAAUUUUUGUUGGUCUCUUGGUUGGGAAUUGAUUUUGCUGUGUUCUUGUGUUGCUCAGAAAGCAGAACUAGGAAUGUCAGCAUCUUCCGCACAGGAAGAGAUUAUUUUCUCAUGCAGCCUACAUGUCUGUGUCCUCAUGUUCAGUUGAUCAGAGUUGGGGAUGAGGCUGGUCUAGGCACCUUUGAUGUAAUGACUGCCGUCGCCUGGUUCUUCAAUGGGGAUAUUGACUUGAUAUUGUGUAAAAAUGAUAGAGAAUAAAUAAAUUGAUCUUUAAC
Molecule: messenger RNA, 3744 nt
Organism: Lampris incognitus (smalleye Pacific opah)
Lineage: Eukaryota; Metazoa; Chordata; Actinopteri; Lampriformes; Lampridae
Gene: kpna5
Product: karyopherin alpha 5 (importin alpha 6)
Exons: 14
Coding region: 72-1691 (539 amino acids)
Biological process (GO): NLS-bearing protein import into nucleus
Cellular component (GO): cytoplasm; nucleus; nucleoplasm
Molecular function (GO): protein binding; nuclear import signal receptor activity
Source: RefSeq, a predicted model, not a curated record